Saccostrea cuccullata (small rock oyster) is the source of this 1362-nucleotide messenger RNA. RefSeq names its product WD repeat-containing protein 5-like. The record is from RefSeq and is a predicted model, not a curated record. Gene Ontology annotation, molecular function: protein binding. The transcript has 10 exons. Lineage: Eukaryota; Metazoa; Mollusca; Bivalvia; Ostreida; Ostreidae. Bases 157 to 1233 code for a protein of 358 amino acids.
UAAUUUAAUUAGUCUUCAGGAAUUUUUGCCUUCAGUGCGGAACUGCUUAGUUUACAUAGCCAACCAAGAAGGCAAGCAGGAGCAAGGAAUAUAAGAGGGAGCAGACGACUGUUUCUCUCCAAAUACUAAUGUUUUGACGGACAUAAACACAACAUCAUGUUCAUUGUUAACAACCGACGGACAAGCGUGGUUUCAAAUGCCACAGAAUCUGUAGACUUUAGUGAAAACGCGCGUACUGGACCUUAUUUAGAGGGAAACCUUAAACUGAUUGGUACACUUGACUGUAACACAGAUGUGAUGUGCUGUAGAUUUAGUCCAGAUGGACAACACUUAGCUGUGGGUCUAAUUGAUGGCUCUGUCAAGAUCUACAGUCCUUCCACAUACCAGUGCCUCUACAGUCUCCAGGACACAGAUACUCAGAAGAAACAUCUGCCUGUUACUCAGAUUCGAUUCCGACUAUACUCAUCCGAUGAAAAACCCGAGUAUUCACACAUUCUUAUUGCCUCAUAUGCAUCAGGUUUAGUCAAAUUUUGGCAUUACACAUCAGGGAAAUGUCUGCAUACGAUCAACGAAGUCCGACAAACACUAAAUCUAGCUCUAAGUCCAGACGGCAGCAGAUUUCUGACUACCGGUGACAGUCCACAAAUCCAUGUGUACGACGAAGACACAAAAAAGAGGAUCAAUACGCUGGAACCAAGUGAUUCUCGAGAUAAGAUGGAUGGUCAUCAUUUCCGAGUGUUUGCAGCCCAGUAUCAUCCUAACUUCCCUCACGUCUUCAUCUCAGGAGGCUGGGAUAACACAGUGCAUUUUUGGGACGAUCGACAAAAACAGUCAAUAAGACUGAUCAGUGGACCACACAUCUGUGGGGAAGCCUUAGACAUCGACCCAAUUCACAACCACAUCCUAACCGGGUCCUGGAGGAAAACCGACGUACUUCAGAUCUGGGAUUUUGCUAGUGCUGAGAAAAUAAAGGAUGUUCCUCCAGAGCCUAUGAAUGACAGUUUGCUAUACUGUUGCCAAUGGCUGGGAAAGGAAAACAUCAUUUGUGGAGGAUCGGACAUGAACAUGGCCAGAGUUAUUGAUAGGGGAACAUUAAAUACAACUGGGCAUUUAUGUGAACUUCCACAGGGCGUAUAUUGCAUCGAUAAUGAUGGCCAUGGCAACAGCCCCCUGGUGGCCAUAGGAAGUAGCAACAAUAUUUAUCUGGUGCGCAGUGAAAAGAAAAUCAGCUAAAACUCAGUUCUAUGGUUUAUUUACAUGUAUCCAACAUGUUAUGACAUUCAGGUGAUAUUUGAACAUAAACUUGAUGAUUUUGAAAUGAUAUUGAGCAUUUUAUUAAUGUGAUACACCUUGUAAACAUGU